UCUUCUCGAGAGUUUUAUGCGAUAAGAAGGUGCCCAUUAAUCUUAAAGGCAAAUUCUAUAGAGUGGCAAUUCAUCCGGCUAUGUUGUAUGGAGCGGAGUGCUGGCCUGUCAAACACUCCCAUAUCCAAAAAUUGAAGGUAGCGGAAAUGAGGAUGUUGUGUUGGAUGUGUGGACAUACUAAAGGGGACAAAUUUAGGAAUGAGAUUAUCUGGGAGAAGGUGGGAGUGGCUUCGGUGGAGGACAAGAUACGGAAAGGAAGGCUGAGACGGUUUGGGCAUGCGAUAAGAAGAAUGCAGAUGCCUAGUUCGUAGGUGUGAGAAGCUAGCACUAGAUGUCUUUAGGAGGAGUAGAGGUAAGCCAAAGAAACACUGGAGGAAGGUGAUUAGACAUGACAUGAAGUAGCUACAACUUUCUAAGAACAUGACUCUAGAUAGGAAGGUAUGGAGGUCGCGGAUAAGGGUAAUAGGCUAGUGUGAGUGUGGGGGGUGUAGCAAGCAGUCAAGAGAGAUCUUGUGUAACCGGGUUAGGGUAUUCAUAGGGGUCUUUGGUUUGUAAGUGUAUGGUACUACUAGGUGGGUAUCCUAUUCCCUAUUUCUUAGUUCUUUUUUUUCUUAUUUCGUGCUACCCUUAUUUCUCGUAUUUCAUGUUUCUUUGAUUUCUAUUUUACUAUUCAUUAAUCCUUAUUUCUGUUAUGUCAUCCAUCCCCUUAUUUAUUAUUCUUUAUCUUAAGCUGGGGGUCUAUCGGAAACAACCUCUCUACUUCUUCAGAGGUAGCGGUAUGGACUGCGUACCUCUUCCCCUCUCCAGACUCUACUUUGUGGGAAUAAACUCAGGUUUGUUGUUGUUGUUGUUGUAAUCAUCGUAAGUGUUGAAAUAAAAAUAUUUUGGAUGAGUUUACAGUUAUGACACUUCUUGAAAAUAAUGACAUUGUACCGAAUUAUUAUCGUUGGCAUCAUCAUGGAGAAAGUUAUAUUUCAGGUCCAAGUGUGUUUGAUAAUCAUCAAAAAGAAGCUUUAGCUUCAAGUGAAACCAUGAAUUCUCAGUCUCAUAAUGAAUUUCGAGCUGUGAUUUUUUAUGUUGUCGGGCUUUCUUUUGAUGGUAACAUAGAAGAGGAUCCAAAUCCCACAACAAAAUAUUUAUAAUUUGCUCAAAGCAUCGAAACAAGAAAUUUAGCCAGAAAAUCUACAAGGACAUACACAAUUAUCUGUCGUUGCUCGUCUGUUGAAUCUAAAGGGGGAACAUCAUUUUACUGAAAUAUUGUAUGAUGAGUUGUGUGAAUUUAUAUCAGAAUUGAUGCCAACUAAUAAUAUAAUGAUAGAUAGCUUUUAUAGUACCAAAAAGCUAAUGAGAGGAUUGGACUUGCCGAUUGAAAAAAUUGACUGUUGCAAAAAUGGUUGUAUACUUUAUUGGGGGGAGGAUAGUGAACUUGUCAAUUGCAAGUUCUGUACUCACCCUCAAUUUAAGAGAUCAAAACAUCAAUGCUCCAAGAAGGAAACUAAUAUUUCUUAUAAGAAGAUGUAUUAUAUUCCUUUAGCUUUGCAUUUAUAAAGAUUGUAUGCAUCCGAUGCUACAACAAAACAUAUGAGAUGGCAUUCUGAGCAUGAAAGGGAUGGUGUGAUGCGUCAUCCCUCUGACUCUCCUUCUUGGAAACAGUUUCAUCAGGCACACCCUUUUUUUGCAUCUGAAGUGACAAAUGUUAGAUUGGGUUUGUCAACUGAUGGUUUUCAACCUUUUGGUCAAUUUGGCCAACAAUAUUCUUCUUGGCCUGUGAUAGUUACACCAUAUAAUUUGCCACCUUGGAUGUGCAUGAAGAAUGAAUACAUAUUUUUGUUUGUAAUUAUAUCUGGUCCCAAAAAAUCCAAAAAAUCCAAAAUAGAAAAUUGAUGUCUUUUUGCAGCCUCUCAUUCAAAAGUUAAACGAAUUAUAUAAGGAGGGAAUUCAAACAUAUGAUGUUUCAAGUAAGAAUAAUUUUCCAAUGAAAGAUGCACUGAUGUGGACAAUAAGUUAUUUUCCUACGUAUUCAAUAUUAUUGGGUUGGAGUACAGCAGGAAAAUUAGCUUGUCCUUAUUGCAUGAAAGAUUCUGAUGCUUUUUAACUACCCAAUUGUAGAAAGAUCUCAUGGUUUGAUAAUCACAGAAAGUUCUUACCACCAAAUCAUCUGUGGAAAAGAAAUAAAAAGUGGUUCAAGAGAGGUCAAACAGUAUAGAAGAUUGCAUUUAUUGAACAAUCGAGUGUACAAAUACUUAAGGAGAUUGAAGACUUGGGGCUCAUGAAAGUGACAGAACUUGAUUCUGAUUCGAUAAACGCCAAAAUUUCAAAGAAUAAUGCAUGUGAUUGGAAGAAAAGAAGUAUUUUUUAGGGAUUUGUCAUACUGAAAAAUAAAUCCUGUUAGGCAUAACCUUGAUCUGAUGUAUAUUGAAAAAAAAAUUGAUAAUAUCUUCAACACUGUGAUGAAUGUCAAGGAAAAAAUAAAGGACAAUGCAAAAUCUAGAGAAGAUUUAAAACUGCUUUGCCAUCGUCCAGAGUUACAUCAGAAUAAAAGUACCAAAAAGUAUCCAAAGGCUUGUUAUAUGCUAGAUGAUAAGGCUAAAAGAUUUCUCUGUAAAUGGUUAUAAGAGUUGAGAUUCCUGAUGGUUAUGUGUCUAAUCUGAGAAAAUGUGUUGACAUGAACAAGCUUAAACUUUGUGGUAUGAAGAGUCAUGAUUGUCAUGUGUUUAUGCAACGGUUAAUAACUAUUGCAUUUCGAGAAUUGUUUCCACAAAAUGUGUGGCAACCAUUGACGGAGUUGAGUCUUUUCUUUAAAGAUCUUGCCUCUACAGCAAUUACAGAAGAACACAUGAGACAAUUAGAAGAAAAUAUUCCUCUCAUCUUGAGUGAGCUUGAGAGCAUUUUUCCUCCAAGCUUCUGGGAUUUCAUGGAACAUCUUCCUAUUCAUUUAGUUUAUGAAGCACGUUUAGCGGGCCCGAUUCAAGGACGAUGGAUGUAUCCGACUGAAAGAAAUCUCCGUAGAUACAAGAAUGAUGUCAAAAAUAAGAGUAAAGUUGAAGCUUCUAUAUACAACGCAUAUUCAGUUGAAGAAGCAUCUUUAUUUUGUGCGCACUACUUUAAGUCACACAUUCCGACACGACACAGAAAAGUGCCAUAAAAUUUAGAUGAUGGUGGAGUUGAACAGGAUGAUCCUGAGAUGCUUUCUAUUUUUAAGCAAGCUGGUCGAGGUUUUGGUAAGCUGAAAAAGAGGAGGUUAGAUGAUAAAGAAUA
Messenger RNA from Capsicum annuum, 3258 nucleotides. RefSeq lists its product as uncharacterized. Bases 2606 to 3145 code for a protein of 179 amino acids. The record is from RefSeq and is a predicted model, not a curated record. NCBI's taxonomy places the organism in Eukaryota, Viridiplantae, Streptophyta, Magnoliopsida, Solanales, Solanaceae. The transcript is spliced from 2 exons.